Messenger RNA from Ziziphus jujuba (common jujube), 2261 nucleotides. Its product is annotated as 2,3-bisphosphoglycerate-independent phosphoglycerate mutase. The record is from RefSeq and is a predicted model, not a curated record. Lineage: Eukaryota; Viridiplantae; Streptophyta; Magnoliopsida; Rosales; Rhamnaceae. The transcript has 10 exons. Gene Ontology annotation, molecular function: manganese ion binding. Gene Ontology annotation, biological process: glucose catabolic process. Gene Ontology annotation, cellular component: cytoplasm. The coding region runs from base 342 to 2018 and encodes 558 amino acids.
UUCCCAACUCCAACCAAUAAACUCACCCCAACAAACCUCAAUUCCCUAACACCCUGGAGCUGUAACCUUUUAAUUGGAGGGAACCACUAUAAUAUCCUACGACGAAUAACAGUGAAUACGGAAAAGCGUUAUCACCGCCAAGUGUACCCUAAAACAAGGCUGGGGGGUGGGGGCAUAUCUGCCAAUUCAGCGGCGUGAGAUCUAGUCUCUGGGAACUACAAAGUUCUAUACUGUGUCUCGUAUACAUUGGCGUAUUAUAUAGGAUAGUUUGGUUGUUUGCUUUCUUUCAGCCUCUAGAUAUUUGCGUUUGUAAGCACAAGUGAAAAAGAAAGAGUUAAGCAAUGGGUAGCUCAGGAUUCUCGUGGAAAUUGCCGGAUCAUCCCAAACUGCCCAAGGGCAAGAUCAUCGGUUUGAUUGUUUUGGAUGGUUGGGGCGAAGCUAACCCCGAUCAGUAUAACUGUAUCCAUGUCGCCGAAACCCCCACCAUGGAUUCCCUCAAGAAGGGUGCUCCUGAAAAAUGGAGGCUAGUCAGAGCUCAUGGGACUGCUGUAGGGCUACCAACUGAAGAUGAUAUGGGCAAUAGUGAAGUGGGUCAUAACGCAUUGGGUGCUGGACGCAUUUAUGCUCAGGGGGCAAAGCUCGUCGAUCUUGCCCUUGCCUCUGGAAAAAUAUAUGAUGGAGAAGGCUUUAAGUACAUUAAAGAAUCUUUUGAAAGUGGCACAUUGCAUCUCAUUGGGUUAUUAAGUGAUGGAGGAGUUCAUUCAAGGAUUGAUCAAUUGCAAUUGUUGCUUAAGGGAGCUAGUGAACGUGGUGCAAAAAGAAUUCGUGUUCAUAUUCUUACCGAUGGACGUGAUGUUUUGGAUGGUUCUAGUGUUGGAUUUGUGGAAACACUUGAAAAUGACCUUGCAAAGUUACGUGAAAAAGGUGUUGAUGCACAGGUUGCAUCUGGUGGUGGUCGCAUGUAUGUCACCAUGGAUAGAUAUGAGAAUGACUGGGAUGUUGUGAAAAGAGGAUGGGAUGCCCAAGUUCUUGGUGAAGCCCCACAUAAAUUUAAGAGUGCUGUUGAGGCUGUCAAGAAAUUGAGGGAGGAACCCAAUGCCAAUGACCAGUACCUUCCUCCCUUUGUUAUUGUUGAUGAUAAUGGGAAGGCUGUGGGACCUAUAGUGGAUGGUGAUGCUGUUGUUACAUUCAAUUUCCGAGCAGAUCGGAUGGUUAUGAUUGCUAAGGCUCUUGAAUAUGAAGAUUUUGAUAAAUUUGAUCGAGUUAGAUUCCCUAAAAUUCGUUAUGCUGGGAUGCUUCAGUAUGAUGGUGAGCUGAAACUUCCAAGCCACUACCUUGUUUCUCCUCCUGAAAUAGAGAGAACCUCUGGUGAAUAUCUAGUACAUAAUGGUGUUUGCACUUUUGCUUGCAGUGAGACUGUUAAAUUUGGUCAUGUCACUUUCUUCUGGAAUGGAAAUCGCUCAGGGUAUUUUAACCCUGAGAUGGAGGAAUAUGUGGAAAUUCCAAGUGAUAGUGGAAUCACAUUCAAUGUGCAACCGAAAAUGAAAGCUUUGGAGAUUGCCGAAAAGGCAAGGGAUGCUAUACUUAGUCGCAAAUUUCACCAGGUCCGUGUCAACCUGCCAAAUAGUGAUAUGGUGGGACAUACAGGUGAUGUUGACGCGACAGUUGUGGCUUGCAAGGCUGCUGAUGAGGCAGUCAAGAUUAUCCUUGAUGCAAUAGAGCAGGUGGGUGGAAUUUACGUUGUCACUGCAGAUCAUGGAAAUGCCGAAGACAUGGUGAAGAGGAACAAGUCCGGUAAACCUCUUCUUGACAAAAAUGGCAACAUUCAAAUACUCACAUCACAUACUCUUCAGCCGGUGCCUAUUGCAAUUGGAGGUCCUGGUUUAGCACCUGGUGUAAGGUUCCGCAACGAUGUUCCUAAUGGUGGGCUGGCCAAUGUCGCUGCAACUGUGAUCAAUCUUCAUGGAUUUGAGGCUCCCAGUGACUACGAGACCACCCUCAUUGAAGUUGUCGACUAGGCAAGCAGCAAAGAAAAAACCGAAAGAAAACCUUCAGUUUUAUUAUUAUUAGCUAAAAUUUUGACUUAUUAAAUUAUAAAAAGCCCAGCUGGAAAAGAAGGCUGUGGUUGGAUUAUUCGAUGCUAUGUUAUCCAAGUAAAAUAAGUUGAAACUUUGACUGCUACUCUAUAAUUUCCUUUUUGGUAACCAAAUUUUGCAAUACUUUUGACUGCUAUUCUGAAUAUGAUUUCCAUUUUGGGAUGA